Messenger RNA from Penicillium verhagenii, 801 nucleotides. It is a transcript of the gene cap2, whose product is annotated as F-actin-capping protein subunit beta. The transcript is spliced from 5 exons. Gene Ontology annotation, biological process: barbed-end actin filament capping; cell morphogenesis; actin cytoskeleton organization. Gene Ontology annotation, molecular function: actin filament binding. NCBI's taxonomy places the organism in Eukaryota, Fungi, Ascomycota, Eurotiomycetes, Eurotiales, Aspergillaceae. Gene Ontology annotation, cellular component: cytoplasm; F-actin capping protein complex; actin cortical patch. Bases 1 to 801 code for a protein of 266 amino acids. The record is from RefSeq and is a predicted model, not a curated record.
AUGGCCGACGCACAGUUUGACAGUGCUCUCGACCUCCUUCGCCGCCUGAACCCCCGCGAUACCAAGGCUAAUCUCCAAGCCAUUACAACCAUUGUCCCCGAUCUCACCGAAGAUCUCCUCUCCUCAGUUGACCAGCCUUUGGAGAUUCGCCGAUGCAAACAAACGAACCGGGACUACCUCCUCUGCGACUACAAUCGCGACGGAGAUAGCUACCGGUCACCCUGGAGCAAUGAAUUUGACCCCCCGCUUGAUGACGGUACUGUCCCGAGUGAGCGUGUGCGCAAGUUGGAGGUCGCUGCCAAUGACGCCUUUGAUGUUUACCGGGAGCUUUACUACGAGGGCGGUGUCGGCAGUGUCUACUUUUGGGAUCUAGAUGACGGGUUUGCGGGGGUGGUUCUGUUGAAGAAGGGGGUAACACCCGGCUCCCAGAGCUCGGGCGCGUGGGACAGCAUCCACGUUUUCGAGGCCACCGAUCGAGCUCGCAUGUCCCACUACAAACUGACCAGCACGGUCAUCCUGCAUCUUGCCAACUCCAGUCCGGCCCUAGGUGAGAUGGACCUGAGCGGGAACAUGACCCGCCAAGUCGAGGUGGAUCUGGCCGUGGAAUCGGAUGCAAGCCAUGUCGCAAAUGUGGGCAGAUUAGUAGAGGAUAUGGAAUUGAAGAUGCGAAACUUGCUACAGGAGGUUUACUUUGGCAAAGCCAAGGAUGUCGUGGGUGAGCUUCGAAGCCUAACACCACUUUCAAAGACGAAUCAAGAUCGCGCAACCCAAUUGGAGAUGAUCAAGUCCAUGCAAAAAUAG